AUGGACAGAGUCGUCAGGAAGCUCGGCGCUAAGAAAAGAAUGCCGGGCCCUAACGACAUCCCGGGCACAAUCUGGGCUUUGGCAAUGAGGAUAGGGGAGGGGGGCAAGGCGGAGGAUAGCCCUUCCGCUUACAGGCCGAUAUGCCUGCUGGACGAGGCGGGUAAGUUAUUCGAGAGAAUAAUAUACUCCCGCCUCGUCCGGCAUCUAUCCCGGGAUAGUUCCACGCUCAGAAAGGAGCAGUACGGUUUCCAGGAGAGACGGUCAAGCGUGGACGUGAUUCUGCGCGUCCGGUCCCUAUUGGAGGCCGAGGCGAUCGGGGAACCACCUAGGACUCGGAUCCGAAUUAAUAACGUCUCCGUGAAGGCGGGUCCCACAUUGAAGUAUCUGGGACUCGUCAUGGAUGUUACAUGGGGUUUCCACAAACAUUUUGAGUUUCUGGCCCCUAAGUUGGGCAAGGUGGCGAACAUGUUGGGUACCCUCCUGCCCAACCUCGGCGGUCCAAAAAGAAAGGCGCGGUGGCUAUAUGUUGGCGUAGUUUACUCCAUCGCCCUUUAUGGGACCUCGAUCUGGGCGAGUGAGAUGGCGACCAAGCAGCACAUCAUAGCGUUGGGACACCGCGCUCAGCGGAGCUCCAGAGUGGAGGAGACUAAGAACAUCUGGCCAGGGCCAUAUGUUUGGCUAAAGAGCAGGCCAAUCAUCGCCUCCUUAGGUGAAACCUCCACCUGGAGGGAGCGACCGGCCUGUCAGGACGGAAAGUCGCCGAGACUAUCCGGCCCUGUCUAUAGGAAUGUGUAG
Messenger RNA from Odontomachus brunneus, 795 nucleotides. RefSeq lists its product as uncharacterized. The transcript is spliced from 4 exons. NCBI's taxonomy places the organism in Eukaryota, Metazoa, Arthropoda, Insecta, Hymenoptera, Formicidae. The record is from RefSeq and is a predicted model, not a curated record. Bases 1 to 795 code for a protein of 264 amino acids.